Molecule: messenger RNA, 675 nt
Organism: Salvia splendens (bonfire salvia)
Lineage: Eukaryota; Viridiplantae; Streptophyta; Magnoliopsida; Lamiales; Lamiaceae
Exons: 1
Coding region: 1-675 (224 amino acids)
Biological process (GO): DNA integration
Molecular function (GO): nucleic acid binding
Source: RefSeq, a predicted model, not a curated record
AUGAGGAAAUAUGGCGUCCACCACCGACUGUCCACACCUUACAACCCUCAGUCAAAUGGACAGGCUGAAGUGUCUAACAGGGAGAUUAAGGCGAUCUUGGAAAAGAUGGUGAACCCCACGAGGAGAGAUUGGAGUCGUCAACUGGAAGACGCGCUUUGGGCGUACAGGACCGCUUUCAAGACGCUGAUCGGAAUGUCCCCUUACCGGCUAGUAUUCGGGAAGAUGUGCCAUUUGCCUGUGGGAGUCGAGCAUCAAGCCUUCUGGGCAAUCAAAGAGAUGAAUCUGAAUGCUGAGUCCUGUACUGAAGAAAGGAAAUUGCAGCUGCAAGAGCUUGAGAAGCUCCGCCUUGACGCUUACGACUCUGUCAUGUGGUAUAAAGAGAGGACAAAAAUGUGGCAUGGCAAGAACCUUCGCAAGAAGGAGCUCAAGGUGGGCCAGAGGGUGAUGCUCUUCCAAUCGAGACUCAAGUUUAUGCCUGGGAAGUUAAGAUCAAGGUGGAUAGGCCCCUAUACCAUCAUCGCCAUACGAGCAAAUGGAGUAAUCAAACUCCAAGGGAGCGAUCCUGAUUCGCCUUCCUUUUUGGUGAAUGGGCAUAGAGUGAAGCCUUACAGAGAUGGAACCGAGGUUUGUAUGGUGGACCACAUUUCACUGCUCAUGCCUAACUCUCUCCAAUGA